GUGGAGUUUUGAAUAUUCUUUUUUCCCCAUUUUAACACAUGAGGAUACUAUUAGUCUACUACCCGGGCAAAAUGCCUGCCACCAGGAAUCGCAUUCUCGUCUUCUGCUUCUUCAUACUGUUCUUCACGGCGGCGGCGGCGGCGGCGGCGGCUGGGGCGUUAGUAGACCAGAAUGAAUGCCGGGAGACGAGGUGCGGGCGGCACGGCCCAGCCGUGAAGUUCCCGUUCCGGAUCAAAGAGAGGCAGCCGGCGGCCUGCGGAUACCCUGGUUUCGAUCUGAUCUGCGCCUCCAAAACCCUGCUGCUGCAGUUGCCCAACUCCGUCAAUCUCUCCGUCAGAGCCAUCGAUUACGCCUCUCAGUCUAUUACUGUAGCUCCUUGGGGCUGCCCUGCGACGAUGUUUAGGAAAUUAAAUGUGUCCUCUUCUCCUUUCCAAUUUGUGGACGGGAAGGAUGAGUAUACAUUACUCAAUUGCACAGUGCGAACAGAAGAGCCGCCAUGGCCGCUACUGAUUCCUUUUCUGAGCGAUCCCGGGGGCGGCUACCAAGUAUUUGCCUUAUACAGUCUGACUAGUGUUCGUGGUUUUUAUGAUUUUUUACAGUCAUGUACCAAGAUGUAUGACAUCACAGUUCCAGAAAGUGCUCUUACAAACCCCUUUAAAAUGAACUGGUCCGGGCCUGUAUGUAGAUUUUGCGAAGAGGAAGGUAAAUAUUGCAAGCUGGUGCAGCAAAAAACCAACCAAACUGAAUGUUAUGAUCUGCCAACUCAAGGCUCUAUUAAAAAGAAAGUAAUUGCAGGUGCAGUCUUAGGUUCGGUCUUUCUUAUAGCAGCACUUGUUGUUGUCUGUUAUAAGUAUACGCUUGUAAGAGCAGAGAGAAAGUAUCAAAUCAAGGUCAAGAAGUUUCUAGAUGAUUACAAAGCUUUGAAGCCCACAAGAUUCUUGUUUGCUGAUCUCGAGAGGAUGACGAAUCAAUUUCGGUUCGAACUCGGAAAUGGAGGAUAUGGAACUGUUUUCAAAGGGAAGCUAUCAGAUGAUGUCAUAGUGGCUGUUAAGGUCCUCAAUGAUUCCAAAGCAAAAGGGGAGGAAUUUAUUAAUGAAGUUGGAACAUUGGCAAAAAUCCACCACGCCAAUAUUGUUCGCUUGAUCGGUUUCUGUGCGGAGGGGUUUAAACGGGCUAUAGUGUACGAGUACUUGUCAAAUGAUUCGCUGCAGAGGUUCAUUUCCUCAGCAGACUCGAAGAAUCACAUUUUGGGUUGGAAAUCUUUAGAACGCAUUGCAAUUGGCAUAGCCAAAGGUAUUGAGUAUCUUCAUCGGGGUUGCGAUGAAAGAAUAUUGCAUUUUGACAUCAAGCCCCAUAAUGUACUUCUUGACCACAAUCUCAAUCCCAAAAUCACUGAUUUUGGCCUCGCCAAGCUUUGUUCCACGGAUCAAAGCUUGGUGUCUAUGACCACGGCGAGAGGCACCAUAGGUUAUAUGGCACCCGAAGUGUUCUCAAGAAACUUCGGGAAAGUUUCAUACAAAUCGGACGUUUAUAGUUUCGGGAUGUUGUUACUAGAAAUGGUGAGUGGAAGGAAAAUUGUUGACACUGAAUCCAACAUAGAGGAUCAAGUAAAUUUCCCAGAGUGGAUUUAUAAUGUCCUUGACCAAGGGGAAGAUCUAAGGUUUGACAUUGAAGAAGAGAUCGAUGUAAAAGUUGGAAAGAAGCUAGCUAUCGUUGGGUUGUCGUGCAUCCAAUGGAAUCCCGUUCACCGGCCAUCAAUGGGAAUUGCCCUUCAAAUGUUGGAAGGGGAAGGAGAUGAUUUGAGCGCACCUCUGAAUCCAUUCAUAGCUAAAGCGCCUUCCACAAGAAACACGAGUGCAAUAGCUAAUCACAUUCGUCAACGGUUGGAAGCUAUAGAGGAAGUUGAGUGAUCAAGGGUGCACAUAUGUAUGCUCAUACAAUUAUAAAUAUUAUUACAUCUUUUAUUUUAAAUAAUACAAACAAUAAAAGAGAGAGCUUUUA
Molecule: messenger RNA, 2001 nt
Organism: Cuscuta campestris
Lineage: Eukaryota; Viridiplantae; Streptophyta; Magnoliopsida; Solanales; Convolvulaceae
Source: the annotation of a GenBank genome assembly